Helianthus annuus (common sunflower) is the source of this 1797-nucleotide messenger RNA. Its product is annotated as CDT1-like protein a, chloroplastic. The transcript is spliced from 7 exons. The coding region runs from base 82 to 1635 and encodes 517 amino acids. The record is from RefSeq and is a predicted model, not a curated record. Gene Ontology annotation, cellular component: nucleus. NCBI's taxonomy places the organism in Eukaryota, Viridiplantae, Streptophyta, Magnoliopsida, Asterales, Asteraceae. Gene Ontology annotation, molecular function: DNA polymerase binding; DNA binding. Gene Ontology annotation, biological process: regulation of DNA-templated DNA replication initiation; DNA replication preinitiation complex assembly; mitotic cell cycle.
AAAAAACCCUAAUUCUCCAUCAACAUAUUUAACUUCAUUCCCCAUCCCCUCUCAUCCCCCACCCAAACCACCUGCAAAAAAAUGGAUUCAUCCGCAGCACCUUCAUCAGCUUUCGAUUCAUUCAAAUCCAAAAAACCCUUAAAAUCCUCCAUCAGCAAACCACAUUCAUCCGACAAAGCACCCGAUCAGAACCCGUUGUUCUUCAAAACCCCCGAAAAAACCCUCACGCGCCGCCAGUCACUCCGAUCGGUCAAUCAAGUCAAAGAAGCGGCCAAACGGCUUCGGGUUUCAGACCCGGUAGCUUCAGUUGCUCCAAAUCCCUCACCGGAAACACCUAACUCGAAAUCGAAGACCUUCAAACACCCGAAAUCGCUUCCGGAGAAGUAUGAAAUAUUGUGUACGUUUUUCGAUCGAUUGGGGUCUUCUCUACGACUACUCGGGUUGAAACGAUCUAUGCCGACAUUUGCGAACAUCAGUAGAAUGGUUCGGAGCUUAACCGAUAGGAGUUUUGGGUAUAGUCAUUUAGCUCAGAUUAAGUUUAUAUUACCCGAGGCGGUUGAGAUUAAGAAGAUACUCGUUCGCGAUGAUCGAACGAGCUGUUUGAAACCGGAUCUUUGUAUCAGUUUGAAUUUUGAUAUUGUUCAUGAUGAUGAGAAUCUGAGAUCUGAUAGUGGUUAUACACUGUUGAGUAAAUUGUUUCGGUCCAGGCUUUUGGGUUUCUGUGAAUCCAAUCCUGAGGGAGAUGAUGUUCCGGAGGGGGAGUUACCCGAACCGUUUAAUAAAUCGAACAAAUCGUCUUAUACAAAUCCAGUUCAAAAGGUUAAUGUGGAUUCAGUUCAUGAUAUUUCGUCAACAGUUUCUGAACAUCAGCCAGUGGCAGCAUCUAUUAUGCCUCAAUCUUUCAAAAGGCGGUUUUCGAAACAAAUUUUGCCCGAAAAUGUAGAGCUUGCUGAAACUCGGGUUGACCAUGAAGUAGCUUCCGCUGUGAAAUCGCUUAACGAGUUACCUGAAACGCCGGUCAAGGGAUUUGCGAUUGAUGGGACUCCGGUUAAGCUUGUUUCGACUCCAUUUAGUGACACACCUGCACAAACCGCACGGCCGGUUAGGUGUUUUAUGACCCCGGAUGAAGAGGGUUCAGUUAUGUCUCCUAGUAAGUUAACCAGACGCCCAAGUGGAAAGAGAUCGAUAACGUUUGAUACUCCUGUGAAGAAUAGAACUCCACCUGUUAAAAGGGUAUCCAAUGAUGAUGACGAGGAUGUCCUCUCGGAUGAUCUUCUAGCAUCGAUUAGAGCAAAUGAAAUGAAAGCAUUAGAGGAGAAUAAUCCAGAAAUCUCACAGGCUAAAUGGAGGAAACAGAUGAUUGCAGGGUUACCUAAACUCGUCGACGCCGUUUUGUUUUACUUUCAGUCGGUUAAACGAACUGUUGUUACAAAAGAGGAGCUUAUGAACAUCAUAACUUCAAGCCAGUUGGAAAUUGUUGACAGAAGAGAAGCUGAAGAACAACUCAGAUUGUUGCAAGAAUUUGCUCCUGAAUGGAUUUAUGAGAAAACGGCAUCAAGUGGUGAUCUUUUGAUCUGUGUUAAUAAAAUAUCAAGCCCGGGAUCGAUACGCACAAGGCUCUCUAAUGCUAACUAACAUAACUAACUUAAAGUCGUCGUCGUUGAGGUUUAGGUUUAGGUUUUUUUAUAUAGGUUUCUAUGUACAAACCACUUCUGUGAUGUGAAUACAGUUUGGAACUCUUCUGAAAUCCUAUAUAUGUUCAAAUAAAGUCUUAUAUGAUGGUACUCUUUUUAAUAA